GUUGAAAUCGAGGAAACAUUUUAAAGCAUUAAAUUCCAUCUAGAGAAAAAGUUGGAAAUAUGGCUGACGACGAGUCGGAUUCUUAUCAGCCAGAGGUUGAAGAGACAUACACAGAUAUCGAGACUGAAAAGGCGAUGCUGUUCAUAAAAGACAAUGAUCUGCCCAUGUCAGAACUGCUAUGUGCCCUCAAAUAUGUUCGCAUUGCAAGUCGCGAUAUCUCAAUGGAUGAAAAGUGCACCGAAAUCGAACAGCGUUUAAAAAUUUUGCGUUCUGAGGACAUUGUUGUUGUGACGCCCCCAUUGCCUGAUGAGACUUAAAUGAAAUGUAUGAAAUGUAUUCUGCUGCAAUUAACAGAUAAGAUUAAGCUAAAUAAAAACACCAUAUACCUAGAUGUACAUGUAUA
Messenger RNA from Drosophila grimshawi, 403 nucleotides. RefSeq lists its product as uncharacterized. Lineage: Eukaryota; Metazoa; Arthropoda; Insecta; Diptera; Drosophilidae. The record is from RefSeq and is a predicted model, not a curated record. The transcript has 2 exons. The coding region runs from base 60 to 317 and encodes 85 amino acids.